AUGCCGAAGGAGCGAAACUACAACCCCGUCGCGGCACAGCGAAAGGCUGAUAAAGCCAAAGACAUCAGAAAGGGAAAGGCGGAAGCGACGGCAGCACGCAAUGAGCGGUUGGCAAAGAAGAACCCCGAAAGAAUUCGGAAGCAGAUCGAAGACUAUAAUAAAAUAACAGGCGGCGGUGGAAAGCUGACAAGUCACGAUACACAAGUGCUGGAAGGCCUGGAAAAGGAACUGAAAGCGGUAACCAAAGCGCGGGAAGCGUUAGGAGAAAGGGCACCAACGUUUGGUCGGACUGGCGGGGGUCCAGAUCGUGGACACGGCCAUGGAGAUGUGCUAGGGAAGAGGAGAAGAUACGAUGGCGAAGAGAGCAGUACCGACGACGAUGUGCCAGAAGACGUGCGAAGCAUCCCCCUGCCCCGCGACACACCGCCCCCGAUUCCGAAGGAAAUCCUCGACAAAUGGUAUGCCAAGCGGCGGGCAAAGCGGAAUGCAAACAAGGAGCCUCUAGGCGAGAGCCGCGGAAAGGGUCGAGGCAAUGGCCAUGAUGAGACAGGCCAGGAAGCGGCGUCGGCCAACCCCCGUACUACGCUUGCCAAACCGCAAGCGAAGCCAGUCGAGGUCAAGGCUGUGUAUGAAGCAAAGCCGGUUCUCAGAGACCUGCACAAGGAAGCUGUGACUGCAUUUGUGCCUGCGGUAGUGCAACGAAAGCUCGACAAGAUACGCGGCAAAGGCGGAACUCUUCUAGAGCCGGAAGAAGCUGACCGGUUGGAAAAGGAGGGCUACUUACAUCCCUCUGGAUCUGCUCUAACGGCCAGCCAGGUAUCCUUCACUUUCAUCCUUCCUCUGUUUCCCAGCCUGCUCGAGUUCUAUCGCCAAAAGCCCACGCAGUUAUCUACCGUUUUCGACUAUCUAAAUGCGUACAAGGCAUCGUUUGCACGGCCUAUCGACUCUCGUUAUGAUGUUGUGCUGCUGGGCGGCGCACUAGGGAGCCUGUUUUCAAUUCUGCAGGCCAUUGCCUCCCCUGUCAUCGGGCAUCUUUCCGACCGCCAUGGCAGGCGCACGGCACUGCUAGCUAGCAUGGCUGGCAACAUCAUGUCGGUCUUGUUGUGGGUUAUGGCUGUCGACUUCCGCACGUUCGUACUGUCACGCGUUGUCGGUGGCUUAUCCGAGGGCAACGUGCAGAUGGCCAUGGCUAUCGCGACCGACAUAUCAGACGAUGCCAGCCGCGGCUCGACCAUGGCUCUCAUCGGAGUAUGCUUUUCCGUGGCUUUCACAUUUGGGCCUGCACUCGGCGCUUGGCUGAGUUCUAUCGAUACAUUCAAAGCAAACCCGUUCGCUAUCGCCGCUGGCUUCUCCCUAUGUCUGAUCGUCACUGAGACCGUCUACCUUUACAACUAUCUGCCGGAGACGCUGCCGGACAAGACCGAGAAAGCAGCAGACAAAAAGUUAGCGGGCAAUGAUGAGAGCGAAAAGGACGGCAAGUGGGCAGAGCAGAAGUCGCCGAGUCCGACUGUCACACGUACCAACUCCCAUUUUGUGCUCAACCUGGUUCAUUUUGCCUUUCUUCUUUUCUUUUCCGGCAUGGAGUUCUCACUGCCAUUCAUGACGUUUGAUCUGUUCGGCUACGGGUCAGCUAAGAACGGCCGCCUGCUCGGUUUUGUAGGGUUGGUGGCCUCGGUACUUCAGGGUGGCGUCACACGACGCCUACCUCCCCUGCUAUCCAUACGCAUCGGAGUGCUUUCUUGUCUAGCCGCUUUCUUAUUGCUGGGCAGUCUCACUACGACUGUGAUCCUUUACCUGGCCGCUGCGUGUCUUGCUGCCACAUCUGCCACCGUCGUCACUGGCCUCAAUGCUCUCAGUAGCUUCGAGGCUCAUUCUAGCGAACGAGGCAGCAAGCUCGGUGCCUUGCGUUCAUGGGGCCAGGUAGGACGGGCUCUUGGACCAAUCCUCUUUACUACUGUAUACUGGUGGGCCGGUCGUACAGUUGCCUAUGGUGCAGGCGCCAUUGGAAUUACUGCUGUCGGCGCUCUGGUCUUCUUUGCACUCAAGUCACCUACACAAUCCCAGGACCCCAGGAAAAAGACGCAAUAG
Molecule: messenger RNA, 2088 nt
Organism: Grosmannia clavigera kw1407
Lineage: Eukaryota; Fungi; Ascomycota; Sordariomycetes; Ophiostomatales; Ophiostomataceae
Product: tetracycline transporter
Exons: 4
Coding region: 1-2088 (695 amino acids)
Biological process (GO): RNA processing; transmembrane transport
Cellular component (GO): brush border membrane
Molecular function (GO): transmembrane transporter activity
Source: RefSeq, a predicted model, not a curated record